Dentiscutata heterogama is the source of this 1200-nucleotide messenger RNA. Lineage: Eukaryota; Fungi; Glomeromycota; Glomeromycetes; Diversisporales; Gigasporaceae. The record is from the annotation of a GenBank genome assembly.
AUGUCUUCUUGUUAUAAUUCUAUUGCAACACCACUUAUUUCACCACCUCCUUCUCCUCCUGAUGAAUGUUCUACACAUUUUAUGACUGAUGACCAAAAAGUAUCGCUUAAUGGUGAGUCUCAAUCAGAAAGUUCAAACAAACUGGAUUUAACAAAAAUAGAAAUCACCAAUUAUGCGCCAGGAAGUCAACAUAGAUUCAGGAUGAGAGUAUGCGAUGUUCCAAAAGAACUUAUGGAUUUGAUUAAAGCUUCAGAAAAAAUUCCUCGUAACGUUUCUAAAGCUACUGCUGCGCUCACAACUGGAAAUUUAACCGCAAGCUCCGACAUCAUGGGUAGUACAAAGGAUACAGUUUCAAUAUGCCCCAACAAUGGUCGUGUGACUUCAACGCCUAACCAAACACAAUCCGCAAAUAUUGAUGAUAGGGGACCUAUUAAGAAUUUAAAUGAUAAACGUCGUAAAACUAGAAAGAAUCCUUAUCCUAUUAGAGCACCAUCAAAAUCAUCACCAGGAAUAACUUUAAAAGUGGAUGUUUUUACACCAUUUAAAGAAGAUCCUCAAGCGUUAUUACAUAGUGAUGAUCCACCAGCAUCAGAUCCAAGUACACCUUUAUUAUUUUCUGAUAUGUUUUCUUCAGCUGAUGAAACUUCUGAAUCAAGUUCACGUAAUAAUUCAAAAUCAUUAAAUAAAAGACAACGUAAUAAAAUUCGAAAUAAAACUAAAAGAUCUGUAACAGAACGUAAACGUAAAGGAAAUAGUCUUGCGAGAGUAAUGGCAGAUCGAGGACUUUUAGAAGCUACAUUUACACCAGUCGCAAAUGAAGGAGAAGCAAAAACUAUUCGUAUUCCACCACCACCACCAAUGCAAUUUGAAGAAUUAAUGGAAAAUAUAGAUCAAUUAGAUCUUGAUACAGAUUUACUUGAUCGUAUUAAUCCAAAAGUUAAUUGGAAAGGUCAACCACUUACAAUUUCACAUUUACCACAUUACAAUUCUUUACAUCCAAAAGAAGCACAUGUUGCAUCAACAUUACGUCUUACACCAGUUCAAUAUUUAACAUCUAAAAAUACAUUAGUUUCAUCAGCUCGAAGAUAUACACAAAAAUCACUUCCAUUUAGAAAGAGUGAUGCACAAAAACUUCUUCGAAUUGAUGUUAAUAAGGCUAGUAAACUUUGGGAAUUCUUUAUGCAAGUUAAAUGGAUUUAA